Messenger RNA from Emericellopsis atlantica, 1383 nucleotides. Its product is annotated as major facilitator superfamily transporter. Bases 20 to 1336 code for a protein of 438 amino acids. Gene Ontology annotation, molecular function: transmembrane transporter activity. Gene Ontology annotation, biological process: transmembrane transport. Gene Ontology annotation, cellular component: membrane. NCBI's taxonomy places the organism in Eukaryota, Fungi, Ascomycota, Sordariomycetes, Hypocreales, Bionectriaceae. The record is from RefSeq and is a predicted model, not a curated record. The transcript has a single exon.
CAAGUUCGACAAGUUCGUCAUGCCGCAGAUGGCCCUGCUCGUCCUUCUCGGCUAUCUCGACCGCACCAACAUUGGCAACGCCCGCGUUUUCGGCUUCGAGGAGGACACGGGCAUGCGCGGGACCGACUUCAACAACAUCUCCAUGUACUUCUACAUCCCCUACGUCCUCUUCGAGACACCGUGGGUGAUCGCCGUUAAGACGUGGGGCCCUGGUCGUGUCCUCGCCCUCGCCGUCGUCGCCUGGAGCGCCAUCACCAUAGGAACGGGCUUCGUCCACAGCUACGGCCAGACCAUUGCCGUGCGCGUCAUGCUCGGCUUCUUCGAAGCAGGACUCUUCCCGGCCCUCACGUUCACCAUCUCGCAGAUCUACCCCGCCCGAUCCCAGGCCAAGCGGGUUGCCGUGCUGUACAUCACCAUAGCGCUGUCUGGGGCUCUCGGCGGGCUGUUCGCCUAUGGCAUCCAAUCCAUGGGGUCGCGGCACGGGCUUUCCGCCUGGCGCUGGCUCUUUAUUGUGGAAGGUGUCAUAUCUCUGGUCCUGGGGCUCGUGUGUUGGGUCAGCCUUCCGGCCUCGCCCGAGACGGCUUGGUUCCUCAAUGAAGAGGAGAAGCGCAUCGUCAUGCGCAUCAAGGAGCGAAACCACCCCUAUAAGGAGACGGCGUCACUGGAUGUGUCCCAAGUGGCCAUGGCUUUAAAGGACCCCUUUCUGUACCUCGCGUCUGCCGCCCUGUUCUGCUCCUCCAUCGCCCUUUUUGGCUUUGGUACUUUUCUCCCCACGCUGCUCAGGGGCAUGGGAUACACAGCGCUGGAGGCCAACUAUCUCAGCAUCCCCGUGUACAUUUUUGCGUCCAUCUCGACGGCCAUCACCACCUUCGUCUCGGAUCGGCUCAGCAAGCGCGCCGUCUGCCUCAUCCACACGCCCCUGCUGGGUAUCUGCGGAUACGCCAUCGUCGUGGGGACAGGCCACAAGGCGGCUGGGUUCUUCGCCAUGUUCCUGGCCGGGGCGGGUAUCUACCCCUUCAACACGGUCCUGGUGACGUGGGUGUCCAACAACACGCAGCCCGACUCGAAGCGGUCCAUUGUGAUUGCGCUCCUCAUCUCGCUGGCGAAUGCGUCCGGGCUGGCCUCGUCCCAGAUCUACCCGUCCUACGAUGCGCCGCGGUACGUCAAGGGGAAUGCGAUCUCGCUCGCAGGGGAAGCUGUCGCCUUGCUGUGCGUGGGCCUGCUUUAUGCUUUGUUGAAGUAUCGGAUGCGAGAGAAGAAGCGUCUGUUGGACGAGAGUAAGGAAAGCAACGGCAAGCAGGGGGAUCGGAGCUUGCGUUUUCAGUACGUCUUCUGAGAAGCCUAGAGCACACAAUGGGAGUACGUUGGACAUGUAGAAAUCAG